AUCACAGGUAAUUGCUCUGAUUCAAUCCACCUGAUGGCCCGGACGUUAAAGACGCCGCGUUGGCCCGAGUGCUUCCAGCCGGACUGUGGUGUAUGUACUGAAGACGUUGCGUCAUGUGGAACCAAGCUUGCAGUCAGUCCCUUGAUGGGAUGACCAGCGACAACGCGGGGACAUUAAAGAGGUCAACGCUUCAGAUUCUGCCCUGCACGGUGUCUCAGCUGCUCUCUGCUUCUCAAGGCAGCAAUGACGCCUUCACAAUCUGUAACUGGGAACUCAACCAGGUCUCCGUCGUCGGCGUCGUCGUCGGCGUGGCUCCCUUUGUGACGAACAUCCAGUUCUCCGUGGAUGACAUGACCGGUCCACCAUUCAACGUGAAGCAGUGGGUCAACACGGAGGACUGCGCGCCGACGACGUCGGCCUCUCCGGGAGCGUACGUGAAGGUCAUUGGAAGCCUACGCAGUUUCAAUGGUCAAAGGUCAUUGCUGGCAAUGAAGAGCCGACGUAUCAAGGACCUGAACGAGAUCACGUCCCACAUGUUGGACGUGGUGCAUGCCCAUAAGCAGCAUUUUGGAAAGGUAUUUGAUGUGAAUAUGAAUAUCACUGCUGCCUCGCCGUCUGGACGAGUCCUCAAGCAGAGCGGUGACGGGCAUCUUAAAGUCCCCUUACCACAUGGUUUGACCACCCUCCAGGGUCAGGUGUUGACCGCACUCAGGAGGUUCUCCGUGUGCGACGCGGGCAUCGGUUUCCAGGAACUGCAGACGCAGCUGGACCACUUCAGUCCGAGAGACAUCAGAACGGCCUUGACCUUUCUGACCGAUGAAGGUCACGCCUUCUGUACCAUCGAUGAGCAUCAUUUCAAGUCGACGGAAUAUUAGCGGUCGGCCGGGGAGCUCGUGAAACGUCAACGUCCUGGAUCGAGAUGAACUCACUACCCACAUGUUUAUGGAGACAUGAAUCCUAAAUGUUUUGGUUAUAUUUAGUUGGUUAUGACGUGAUGUAGCAGACAGCUUUGUCUGUAUAACUCUGUAUAUUUAGGACAGAUUACAAAACUGUUACAUGGUUUAAUAGUGUAUCAUUUAUUGCCUGUAUGUAUUGCUCAGGCUUCUUAUGUUUGACUGUACAUAUUUUUUGUUUUUAAUGUCUGUUCUGAAUUUGUGGGUACCUUGCAUUUUGAUGCUGUAUAUAAAGAAUGACGUUCAA
Messenger RNA from Cyclopterus lumpus (lumpfish), 1200 nucleotides. Its product is annotated as replication protein A 32 kDa subunit-like. The transcript has 9 exons. Lineage: Eukaryota; Metazoa; Chordata; Actinopteri; Perciformes; Cyclopteridae. Gene Ontology annotation, cellular component: site of double-strand break; nucleus; DNA replication factor A complex. Gene Ontology annotation, molecular function: DNA binding. Gene Ontology annotation, biological process: nucleotide-excision repair; double-strand break repair via homologous recombination; DNA replication. The record is from RefSeq and is a predicted model, not a curated record. The coding region runs from base 114 to 875 and encodes 253 amino acids.